GACAAUGACAAUCAGAGAGAGAUGGAAUUAAAAGAUCAGCAACAGAAAGAGAUGGAGAAAGAAAAGAUGAUUAUGAGAGAAAGGGAGGAAGCAGGAAGAAGAAAGGAAGGGCAGAAAAAUAUUUUGGGGGAAAUUGAGGGACAGAAUGAACUGGAGAUAGAACAGGAGAGAGAGAUGGAAGAAAAGCAGGAAGUGAUUAAGGAAGCAGAGGAAGAGUACAGGGAAAGAGAAGAGAGAGGAAAGGAAGUAAGCAUGAAGAAACAUGUAGUAGUUAAUGUUAAAGCAAAAGCACGGGAAGUCUUCAAUAGGCGUAAAGAGAGGAGGUUAGAAGUGUUGAAGGGGGAACGAGAACACAUAGAAAGAGGACAACAAAUCAGGAGGGAGAAGGAGGAAAGACGGCUGGAGAUGGAAAGAAAACAGGAGAGGGCAAGACAACAAGAGGAGCAGGAUAAAAAACAAGAGAUUGAAAUUGCUAGACAGAAAGAAAUGUUGAGACUACGAGAGGAGGAGAGGCAGAGAGAGGAAGAGAGAGAGGAGGAGAGAAAGAAAGCCAUUAAAUGCCAUUUAUCUUUAAUCAGAGAGAGAGAAAAAAUAAUACAGGCAAAAAAAAGAGAGGAGAUGGUGGAAGAGGAAAGAAGGGAGAUCCUUGAGUACAAGAGGGGUGAGUUAGAGGAGGAAAAAGAAGAUGUCAAGGAGGACAUUCUCCCAUCCGAUAAAAGUAUCCGAAGGAGAGCCGUGGGCUGGGUGAAUAAAAAAUGGGAGAAGAGGAACCUCAGAAAGAUAGAGAGAACGUAUCAGAGAGAGGCUGAGGAGGGCCAUAAGAUCGUCCACAUAGGUAAGACCUGUUUUCCCUCUACUUAUGACAUUAUCCUCUUUAGUCUCCUCUACACACAUAAGUUCCACACCAGUCAUCAUGUUGCAUCAUUGUUUCAAUAUAAAACUACUGUCCAAAGAAUAUGUUAGCUGACAUGGCUCAUUGAGUGACUGACUGACAUAACAAGAAAAAUACUGCUGAUAACAACCACGUUUUUAAAUGGUACCUUGUGUCAUCUACUAGUCUAACUCUCAAGACUAAGUAGAGACCCAGAAAGAGUUCGUAAAAAACACACACAAAAACGUGUUUUGGGGGGAUCCGGGGGCUACUAGUGGCCAUGGGGCCCUAAGCGAUCACAUAUGCCCUGGCACUAUACAAAGAAUAGGUGCCAUUCUGGACUCAUGUUCAACUUAGGGCCAGGUCAAUUCGGGAUGGGAAUUAUUGCACUUUAUUGACAAAUUCCAUGCCUUGCUCAACUGAAAAGAGUAAAGAAUCAUUGAGAUCCAAUUGUGUUUUCUAUUCUUCAUUCCCUGUGUCCAUUACAUUUAAGUUGAUACCAGAUCCACUAAGAUGAAUGUGAACUCUACUUCUUCUCCCCUCCCAGCCAUCCCUGGACACACAAGGCUAACAUCCACCAUGACCCGGGCAGAGAGAGAGAGGGAGAAGAGGAAGGAGCUGCUGAAGGCUGAGGAGAGAAGGAAGAAGAUGGAGGAUUUCAAUAAGCAGUGGAGAGAGCGGUCCCUGCUUAAAAAACAGACUCAUCAACAACUGAAGGAGGAGAGGGAGAGGAUGAAGGAAAACUACCUGGAUCAGAUGAAUCUGGAGGCUGAUGCUCAAAUCAACACCCGGUGUCUAACCACCCAACACAGCCACGAUUACAACCACGGUCAGGAGUUGCCCGGGUGGGCCAAUGGCCAACAAGUAAGCCAAGAGCCCACUGGAUCUGCUGAUGGCCACCAGGAAAGGCCAAGGAGGCAACAGGCAUGGGCAGAGAACCAGGAGGGGAGUUCAGAGAACCAUCAGGGGGGGCCAGAGAACCAUCAGGGGGGGCCAGACAGCCAGCAGCUAGAAGCUCCAGAAGAGGUUGAAACAUCAGAGCGAAUAUCCAAGACAAAGAAAAAGCCAAGCAUCUGGAAGAAAAUUAGGAUGAGCAUUCUGCCUAGAGCUGGAACUCGAUGAAGCCACAGUUCCACUGAGGUUACGUUGGUAAUUAAAAGUGUCGCCCAAUAAUUCCUCCUCCUCUUUAAGUCAUCGAGCCACAUUUCCUCCUCAAAACAUUAUAGUCUCCUCAAGCCAGCAAGUAUCCUCUUUAUCAGGCAACAAACCAUCGAAGGUCAGUGACCCUCCUCCCAAGAACAGAGACUCUCAUCUGUAUCCUAGUUAAAUUCAUCUCUGCUUACCACCUCUACAGUCCUAGAAAAUAUCCCAAAAA
This is a messenger RNA of Oncorhynchus mykiss (rainbow trout), 2246 nucleotides long. The record is from RefSeq and is a predicted model, not a curated record. NCBI's taxonomy places the organism in Eukaryota, Metazoa, Chordata, Actinopteri, Salmoniformes, Salmonidae.